GCCUUCCACUACUCUUGGGUUCAAAAAUCUGCUAAAUGGCUAACGGUCAAGCCUAGAGUAAACGGACUACAUAGCUCUCUUUGGGUUGGGCCCAGCUGCUUUACGAUUACUAGUAACUAAGCUGACGCGCAGCGCUUGACUCUUCGGCAUAAAUUUUGUACCUUCAGUGAGUAAAUCACUGUUUCCGGACUGCACCGACUCAUCGCCAUUCUUCAUUGCCACUCAACAGCCACUGGAAUUUGUCGAUCAGUUCACUUAUCUUGGUAACUGUAUCACAUCUGGCGAAGACAUCACAGAAAGGCCACUGAACGCAUUGCGAAGCCUCCUAUGGCUUUUGAAUACCAAGCGCUACUUACCUAGAUGCUAGAGGGCUAUCCUCCGUUGCUGCAGACAUUGUUGGGAACUGGCCUCACAUGGGCAGUGACGGCUCUUGGUGCUGCUUGUUGCAUCCUUCACUCUGGACGUAAGCAAUCAGAGGAUAAGCUUCUCUUCCUUGAUGCGAGCCUUGGUUUCUCCGCUGGAGUCAUGCUUGCUUCAUCGUUUUGGUCCCUCCUGGUUCCUGCCAUCUCAAUUGCCACGAACGACCUUCAUAUGGGGGCACUGUCUGUCGUGCCAGCAAUCGUCGGUUUGAUUUUAGGCAGUGCGUUCGUUGCAACCGCAUCACACUUCCUGCCGGUGGAGUGGUUUGCAUCUCUUAAGGAUCAGAAUACUGCGUCCGUUAACGGCCUUCCAGCGGUGUACCACACACCAUCCCCUUCUCCUGCAGAUACUAGUGAUAAUGAAAAUUCCAGCUCCGUUCGUUUCCGCGGCACAGUCCACGGGACUGCCACCAUCACAAACGCAGAACUCAGUUCAGUGCCAGAUGGGAUUCCCAAGGAACGUAAGCUCUCCAUGACCAAUCGACUAUGGAUGCUCAUUAUAGCAGUAACUGUGCACAAUAUCCCCGAAGGUAUGGCGAUUGGUAUAGCGUUCGGGGGGUUGGGCUAUUUCUCUGAAUCCACCUUCGAAAAUGCAAGAAACCUGGCUGUUGGUGUGGCGAUUCAAAAUUUCCCUGAGGGACUCGCUGUCAGCCUACCAUUGCAGAGCGCUGGGUAUGGCUUCUGGACUAGUUUUUGGUUUGGCCAACUCUCUGGUCUGGUUGAGCCGGUGGCUGGCGUCUUGGGCUGUCUCGCUGCUCAAUUCCUGCGCAAAUUGCAACCCUACGCUCUCGGAUUCGCUGCGGGUGCGAUGAUCUUCGUCGUGUUGGACGAUGUCAUUCCGGAGGCACAGAACAGGGGAAACGGCCGCCUCGCAUCCAUAUGUGGAAUCGGAGGUUUCAUUGUGAUGAUGGUCAUGGACAUUGUCACCCACGCAGAUUGAUUGUCCAAUCGUUGCUGGCGUCAGCAAAACACUUCUCUUCAGGAUCUCCCCUCCCAGAUACUCGUCCCACUAAACAUAUCAAGCACAACCCGUGACAAUCCACAUUUCCUCGAAAUGGAUUGCUUUCUGUUUUCUUUUACACAUUCCCCGUCCGUCGGAUCAACAUCGAUUGGGUUGUCUUUUUUCUUUUGGUCCCCCCUAUUCUUCCGGUUUUUGAUCUUUGGCCGAUCGAUUGAUUCUGAUGUUUUCAUUUAUGAUGCAUACUUCUCGGCACUUCGAGGCAUCGCCGGUUGCAAGGAGUCUGCUCGCAGCAGAAUAUUCUGUCGCGAUGCUAACGUAGAGCAGUAGUGUCCACAUUCACGGACGAAGGCAGCGAAAUAUAUACACGUUGCAACUGGAAUUGAAAUAGAAGUAUAUUAAAUUGCCA
Messenger RNA from Dicrocoelium dendriticum, 1786 nucleotides. Lineage: Eukaryota; Metazoa; Platyhelminthes; Trematoda; Plagiorchiida; Dicrocoeliidae. The record is from the annotation of a GenBank genome assembly.